GAAGUUGAUUACUUAUUGAUCUUACUUAUCACUAGUCGUUUUCCUUGUCGUUUUCCAACCAACCAUUGCCCUGGCUCUAGAAGCCUAUUCCCAAAACCUUCUACCACACAGGGCCAGCACCGGACCUUCACCCCGACAGCUUCCUCAGUUCCUAGUAUUGCUCAUUUUUCCAUGAUGUUUUCUCAAAAAGAGAGGGGCAGGAACGGGAUUAGCAUAAGGUCCUCAUCCCUAGCGUCUGACCGCCCAGACCGAUCGCAGGGAACCAACAGGUUCAACUUGAGCCUCCCUCAGGACCAGAUGAACGCUGGGUUUCCAGGACCCGAGCUUCGGCCAUUAGUUUCUCCCAGCUACGAUGAGGUGCCGAUAUGGAAUAUUCUUCCAUCGUACCAGUUGUUUGAGUCAACCUUUUCCAAGAGCAUCAACCCGACACAAGAGGACCGGCGUGAGAGUCCGCCGACAUAUUACAAUGUCACCACCCCCGAGUCAUCGGGUACAGACUCCCUGCCAGAAGCCGGGUACUUUCAUGUUGAUUCUUCUGUGAGAGUACCCCAGGGAGAUGUGCUCCCUACCCGGUGGGAAGAUACGAUUCUUGCCAAUACACACAAGAUGAAGCGCCUUGCGGAUUUGGGCUUGAAAACUCCGUCCAAAUUAAAGGUUGAAAUCUACUUCACUACUGGUCGGGGUAAGCCCAGCAUAUUAUCUCAACCCAUUGAUGUUCUGGGAUAUGAAUACCAGCAGGGAGAUGAGAUCCAUGGGUAUGUGCUUGUGCAAAACACGUCUUCGGAGCCGUUGGAUUUUGAUAUGUUUUCUGUGGUUUUUGAAGGCAGGGUCACGGUGAUGGGAGAUGUCAGCGACUCCAAAAGACCGGUGGUAUUCCACAAGUUCCUCAACAUGUUUGACUACAAUGCCUCAUGGACUCCGGCAGAGUUGGAUGACAGGAAUACGGAUCUUGAGCACUAUACAGACUCUUUGGAUGGAACUUUGUUGAGGUUUCCUUACGAAAAGAAGUUUUUUCCCAAGGUAGUUUACAAAAAGUUCUUUGAUUUCACACUUCCAGAGAGACUUCUUGACUGUGCUUGCGAGUCGCAUGAUCUCGAAAGGCACUGUCAGGUGGCUCCAUCUAUAGGACUUGCCAGAGAGCAGUUUCUUCAGAGUAUUCGGAGAAUGAGACAGCGAAACCCUAAAAAUCGCCAAACCGGAAGUGCAGACUUUUCCCUUACACCCAUCCGAUCAGGGUUUGGUUCCUUGGCUCCUGUGUUAUCCAAUUCUUCUCAGAAUAAGAAAAUGAGUAGUUUGGGUGAAGCGUUUGGCGAUAGAGUCAAAGAUUUAUCUUUCCCAGAUACCGCCAUCAGUUAUGGAGUUGAGGUCAGAGUGGUGGGAAGAGCCUCGCAAUUCCAGCCACUGAUAGACCCAGUAACUUCGGACGAGUUUGUGAUGAUGGAGGAGUCCAGUGCAUUUGUCAGGGUGAUCCCCCACGAACUGCAUGUUGAUGAAGUGGACAAACAAGAUCUCCAGCUCGAAGCUAAGCUUGUUUACCAAAAUCUUUUGAGCAGAGUUAACCAAAAGAUCCAGUUAGGCAAGGAUCUUACUAGUGAAGGUAAAGGAGAUACUGCGAGAGAAUUGCUUCGAAAGCUUUCCAUUUCAAAAAGGAGACAAUUGUAUACCACCCAGAACCAUACGAGGGCAGCAGAGUAUGAUGACGACGAUACAUCGGAGCAUAAGAUAUCGAUGCCAUUGAAAAGAAAGCAAACCAUUACCUCCAAUCCUAAGAUCGUGGGGUUCCUAGAAUUGUCAAGUCCUCGACAGAAUCAUGUGGUGAAGUACAUCCCUGCUUUUAAGUAUCAUGAACGUCAAAGCGUUGGAAGCACUCUCACCACCAAACUUAGGAUUCCGGUUGAUAUUUUCUUCAAGGCAUUAGAAGCUCGUAAACCCCCAGAAGUCAAGAGUGUUUCCACCGAGUUGGUAGUGUUUACGUCAAGAUCAAGUAAAUACCCAGUACCGGUGGUGAUAACUCCGGGGAUGGUGUACAACAACACUUAUGGACCAGAUGACUUUGAACACAAUAUUGGGCUGAAGUUCAAAAAGUACUUGGACGAGAUCACCGAGCUCAUCAAUAAAGUCGGACAUGAAGCAAUGGGUGUCGAUUCCCAAAUGAUUAUGGACAUCAAGGCACUCGCAGACUUGUCUUGUAAGUACCACUUUCUCAAGGUGGAUGAUGUUCAUGUCAAAUCGGAAGGAGGCCUUUCUCACUGGGAUGUUGAUAAGGCUGGAACUGACAGCAUGAAAGGUCAAUACAAAAAGUCCCUUGACAUUUUCAUAGAUUUAAACUCGGUGCUAUCCAAAGAAAUCGCCAUUUCAAGCGAAGACCUCCAAAAAGGAUGCUUCACCUUAGUCCCAGGAUUCCAAACUUGUAUCAUGGGAAGGUUGUACUUUUUGAAAAUCACGGUAAAGUUCCAGAACCACGAGAGCAUAAGUCUCAAGCUACCCCUUGACAUUGUCUCUCGACAAAGGGAUUAGUGUAGAUAACAAUAGUAAAUGUCAUAUAUUAAUUUUUAG
Messenger RNA from Yamadazyma tenuis ATCC 10573, 2556 nucleotides. RefSeq lists its product as uncharacterized. NCBI's taxonomy places the organism in Eukaryota, Fungi, Ascomycota, Pichiomycetes, Serinales, Debaryomycetaceae. Gene Ontology annotation, biological process: protein monoubiquitination; protein polyubiquitination. Gene Ontology annotation, molecular function: ubiquitin-ubiquitin ligase activity. Gene Ontology annotation, cellular component: ubiquitin ligase complex. The record is from RefSeq and is a predicted model, not a curated record.